Molecule: messenger RNA, 4410 nt
Organism: Corythoichthys intestinalis (scribbled pipefish)
Lineage: Eukaryota; Metazoa; Chordata; Actinopteri; Syngnathiformes; Syngnathidae
Product: kiaa0930
Exons: 10
Coding region: 2797-4038 (413 amino acids)
Source: RefSeq, a predicted model, not a curated record
AUCGAUGGGGUCCAAACUUGUUUGAAAGCAAAAUUGCAUCCGUCGCCGGUAGUUUCCGUGUAUCGUCAUUGACUGAAAAAGACCGAUCGUGUCAUCAGACUCAAAAAAGUAGACCUGAGCGAUAUCGCCAGAUGACUCAAAGGGCCACAUUUGACCUCCUAUCUUCUUCCGAUACCAUUGAAUCCAGGCAAAGGGGCUGUUUACGCCGCGGCGGCCUUUCGACGGUGGCCUCCGAAGCGGAACGAUUCCGUUGCUCCGCGAGCAUAUGAACGGAAAACGCGGGGAACGCGGAAUGGCGACAUCGUUCCAAAGGAGACGGAUCCGUGCGAGGGGUUUCGUUCUGUUGUUUUGAUCGGAGCGGCACCAUGUAAGGAGGGGUUCAUCUGUGACUUCUAUCUAUAGGAGGCCAUUUCUCUUCGAGCUUGAUGACGAUCGUUUAUCGAUCCCCACGGGAGAAAUUCCGGUGUACUUUAGCAUGUGUGGCACACAGUUAAAAUCAAAAUAGUUCUUUUAAUAUUUAGUUGUGUCCACAACGUGAUUCACCAUAUGUUUCAUAUUAUUUGGUCGGGUUUUGGAAAAUAUACACAGACGUUUCUGCCUGAAAAGAGAAUUGUACUGACCGGUUGUAGCCAGCAGGUGUCAGCGUUCGCCGCUUGGCGUGAUUGAGCAAUGGGAAGUCGCAUUUUGGGAGCGAAUAAGAAAUAGCCACGCCAGACGAACGUUCUGUUAAAACUAUUGUCUUGUGUUUCAGGUGAGGAAAAUGCUAGAAUUUGACUGCGUAUAUUAACAAAUGACUUUGUUUUGGACUGAUUGGGUUUAGAAAUGUGUUGUCUAGUGUGUCAGUGAAUGCAGAGGUGCUCGUGGGGACGAGCGGAAGACGAGGGAAUGCGAGUAGUGUUUACAAUGGAAAAAGUUACAUAUGUGGUCACAAAUAUUUGUGUUUAUUAAUAUACAGUGGUACCUCUACAUACGAAGUUAAUCCGUUCCAGGACCUUGUUUGUAAGUCGAAAUGGUCGUAUGUCGAGCAGGAUUUUCCCAUAGGAAUACAUUAUAAUUCCAUUAAUUCGUUCCACAGACCAAAAACCUUCACUAAAUCCUUAAAAAAAUACUGCUGGUACUAUUACAAAUGGCAAUUACACAUAGCAAAACAAAUAAAUUAUAAAUCAAAAUCGGAAUAAUAAUAAUAAUAAUUCCUGUAUUAAUGUAACGAAUCGGGUUCUAAUGUGGCGGACGUUUUUUGCUGACCCUGAACGCACCGCGGAGCUGACGUGCCAGAGAGACCGGUGAGCUUGAGUUUCACUUUCACUUUGAAUGCUUUCUUGAGAACACCGUCAAUUGCGGCAGACAGAAGGUGUUUUUGUUUUGAAUAAGUUGUGAAAUAAAUGAUAAAAACGUGGCGAAGUUGGCGAUUUCUCUGGAGAUGUUACCACAAUAAGAAUUGUCAGCUUAACUUAUAAAGACUGGCGAACGAUGGUUGGAGGAGGACCGUGGAGAUGUAUUGUUGAGUCAUUUCACGGAUGCCCACCCUAAGCUCAUAUUUUUCUGUCAUUUGCAUCUUCAUUUAGAAGGUAAGCGUCAACUUUUUCCUUGUUUCACCACCUGUACCAACCUUUUCUGAAACCAGUGUUGAUUUGUCACACAAGAAAAUCCGCCGUGCAUUCGUCUGCGGUGCUGCCAUUGUCGUCGUAUUUCGAGCAUGUCGUCGGAUGUAGAAACAAAUGGCGAGUCAAAUUUUACGUCGGAUGUCGAAAAGUUCGUGUGUCGAAGCGAUCGUAUGUAGAGGUACCACUGUACAAGAGUCCUUAUUUCAGUCGGAAGAAUAAGAAAUAGCCGUCUGUGCACUUGUGAAGCCACACCAGACGAACGUUGUGUUAAAACUAUUUUCUUGUGUUUCAGUGUGCAAGAAAAAGGAAAAUAAAAGAAAUGUGUAGCGACAGACCUAAGCAUUUCGUCUUUGUCUGCACCACGCUACACGUGCGGCACGUGUGUUGAUAGGACACGGACAGUACCAAAAUAUAGGGAAAACAUUCAAUGUUAACAGCGGUCAUUAUCAAAUUUAACUGCAGCAGGAAUAAACAAAUUCCUACUGGAGCACAAGGCAAGAAGACAGUCCGACUUUUAUGAAGCAAAACGAAAGUUUACAUGUUGGGGGAAAAAAAAAAAAAAUCAAUCGCACAUCCUGGGAUUUUGGGACGUUCAAACGAUAUAUUGUGCAGGCCUACAGUAUUGCCGGCGUUUUAAACGGGUGACGUCAGAGGCCGGCGAUGACGUCAUCCUUUUGUGUCCGACAACAAGGGGGUGUCGGAUUUUCGCCGCGGCGCUUUCAAUCCCGCAAUGUUGUCAAAGUUUGCUGUUGCGAAACGCCUUCUUCGAGGCUUUGGCGGCCACGACUAUUUUUCUUAUUCGGUGCAUUGACUUUGAGGAUGGUGGCGUCCAGAAAAGGAUGACUGCAAGUAGCAGUGGGCGGGCGUCGACUGACGGUUCCAGUUUCAGAGAGGCAAACGGCGUCAGUUCAACUCCAACUUUAUGGUGUCGCGAUGAAACGGUCGCCGGAGAAGACAGACAGACAGACAGCGGGUGUAGCGGCUCGCGCGUGUCCCUUUAAGAGCUCGGUGUUACCGGAAGUCGGAGGGGCGGGUCCUGCCGGGCCAGCCACACAACGGAACCCGUCGCGGGACCGAGCGAGCGAGCGAGCGAGCGAACGAACGGACCUUAAACUCAAGCUAACCCUCGCUCUCCGCCGCCGCCUCAACCGGAGCGGCCUUCUGUCAUGAUCCGCUGGCGCGCGCGUGGGACAUGGCGUCUCUAGCGGGCCCGACUUACGACGUCGCCGCCGCCGCCGCCGAACUGGACGCCUCCCUGCGCCAGAUGCUCAAGGCCAUCGCAGACGAACGGAACCGACUCAACAUCCGCCAGGAGAUCAGCGGCCUCGGUUGCCUGAAGGACGACCGCAUCGUCUUCUGGACAUGGAUGUUCUCCACCUACUUCAUGGAGAAGUGCGCCCCACGCCAGGACGACAUGCUCUUCUACGUGCGCAGAAAGCCGGCGGCGUACGCGGGCGCCGACGACGACGCCGACGGCAAGAAGGUGGAGGUGGAAGUUUACAGGAGAGACUCCAAGAAGCUUCCGGGCCUCGGGGACCCAGACAUCGACUGGGAGGAGAGCGUCUACCUCAACCUGGUCCUGCAGAAGCUGGACUACGUGGUGACGUGCGCCGUGUGCACGCGCUCGGACGCCGGCGACAUUCACGUCCACAAGAAGAAAUGUCAGGAAGUCUUUGCGUCUCCCAGCAAGAACGCCAUGGACAGCAAAGGGGAGGAAUCCAAAAUGAGCUACCCCAACAUCUUCUUCAUGAUCGACAACUUUGACGAGGUCUUCCGGGACAUGACGGUGGGCGAAGGCGAGAUGGUGUGCGUGGAACUGGUGGCCAGCGACAAGUGCAACACCUUCCAGGGCGUCAUCUUCCAGGGUUCCAUUCGCUACGAGGCGCUCAGGAAGGUCUACGACAACCGGGUGAGCGUGGCGGCCAAGAUGGCGCAGCGGAUGUCCUUCGGCUUCUACAAGUUCAACAACAUGGAGUUCGUGCGCAUGAAAGGGCCGCAGGGCAAAGGUCACGCCGAGAUGGCCGUCAGCCGGGCGCCCGACGGGGCCGACGCCGAAUACGAGCGGCCCGCCGAGACGGUGACGUCGUUCAGCACGCCGCCGACCCCAGAGAGGAACCGCCCGUCCUUCUUCUCGCCCUCGCUGCGUCGCAAGGUCCCUCGGCACAAGAUGGCCGAGAUGAAAAAGUCGCACUCGGCCAACGACAGCGAGGAGUUCUUCCGCGAGGACGACGACGAAGAGGUCCGCGGCGCCGCCAACCUUCGCUCGCGCUCUCUGUCGGGAACCGGUCGCUCGCUGGUGGGAUCGUGGCUGAAGUUGAACCGGGCGGACGACGACUUCCCGCUCUUCUCGCACCUGACGUACGUCACGCUGCCGCUGCACCGCAUCACCGCCGACAUCUUGGAGGUGCGUCAAAAGCCCAUCUUGAUGACGUGACGACUGUCACGAGCGCUUCCCCGCGUCGGGCCCCGCGCCCUCAGACGACCAUUACCAGCCGUCCGACAAGUGCCUCCUGCUCGUCUCACGCUCUGACGGGAAGCCAUGUCACUUUGCGCGUGACCGACCCGGACGGGAAAUCGUGCGGCCUACACGCAGAGACUCUAAAAAGGGAAGUGAGCGAUUUUGGCCAAAAGAGGUACCUUCCCCCCCCCCUUUUUUUUUUUUUUUUUUUUGAACACAAACACACGUGACGACCGGUUACGCCGCCGGCGCUUUUGAUGUUUUGCUACACCUUCACGUCCUCGGCGUUCCUUGACGGUCACCUUUCGUAACACCCACCUCUCCGAGCGAAUAAAGCAGACAGAUGGA